GCAUAAAAGGGCCCCGCGGCCGCCGCCGCCGCCCCGCGCCGCGCUCGGCCAUGGCCAAGGACCAGCUGAGGCCGCGGCUGUGCCACAUGCUGAAGGGCGAGAGCGGCUACGGCUUCCACCUGCACGGCGAGAAGGGCAAGAGCGGGCAGUUCAUCCGCAAGGUGGAGCCGGGCUCGCCGGCCGAGGCGGCGGGGCUGCGCGCCGGCGACCGCGUCGUCGCCGUCAACGGCCUCAACGUGGAGCAGGAGACGCACCACCAGGUGGUGCAACGCAUCAAGGCCGUGGAGACGGAGACCCGCUUGCUCGUGGUGGACAAGGAGACGGAUGAAUACCUGUGCAGCCUGCGGCUGACGUGCACAGAGGAGAUGGCGCACGGCGGCAUCCUGCUCGGCUCCGGCACGUCGCCCACCAAGGCGCCGGGCAGCGACAACGGGGAGGUCUGGAAGCCGCAGCUGGAUCUGAGCGGGGGCAGCCUGCCGCGGCACUCGCACAGCUUCUCCUCGCACGGCAGCAAGAAGGAUUUAAACGGACAGAGAGAGCUGUGUCCACGUCUCUGCCACCUCAAGAAAGGCCCCAACGGCUACGGCUUCAACCUGCACAGCGAAAAAUCCAGGCCGGGGCAGUUCAUCCGCUCGGUUGAUCCGGAUUCGCCAGCCUCCAAAGCAGGCCUGCGGCCCCAGGACAGGCUCGUGGAGGUGAACGGCGUAAACGUGGAAGGCCUGAGGCACUCGGAGGUUGUGUCUCACAUCAAGUCCAGAGAGAACGAGGCCAGGCUCCUGGUGGUGGACCCCGAAACGGAUGAUUACUUCAAGAAGCUGGGGGUGACCCCCACGGAAGAGCACAGCAAAGGUGUGGUACCUCAGCCCAUCACAAACGGAUCUGCGCAGACUCAGCUGAAUGGAGGAUCCACAUCUUCAUCUCACAGUGAUCUUCAAAGUCCUGGGAAAGAAUCAGAGGAUGGAGAAUCUGAAAAGAGAGACCCGUUUGAGGAGAGCGGGCUGAGCCUGAGCCCAACGGCUGCAGAGGCCAAGGAGAAGGUGCGUGCCAAGCGGGUGAAGAAGAGGGCUCCGCAGAUGGACUGGAACAAGAAACGAGAGAUUUUCAGCAACUUCUGAGCCUUGUUAGCGGCUCCUUUCUUCCCUGUCUCCUCUUCCUGCACUUGGCUCUCCCUGGCCCGGACAUUUCUGAGGUGCCUAGGCCCAGUCUUCAGUGUCCACGUGAGAUGCUUUGUGCUCUGCUCUUCACUGGUUGCUUUUACGAGGCAUAUUUUAAAGUCCCUUUUUUAUUAUUAUUAUUGUUACUCACCAGCGAUUCUUGUAAGAUGAAUGUGACCAAAGCUCCUUUUCUUGCUUGCUCUGGCUGCCUGCAGUCCCCUGUCCCCACUGAGAAAGGACUGGAAGAGAUUAACUCUUUGUAUCUUACCUGCAUAAUUUAGGCUUUUAUUACUUUGUUUGUUUUGUUUUUGCGAGUGUCCCAGACUGAGCCCCAUGGGAUGCUCUGUGUCCCUGUGCAAAUGUCUUAUGUCCUCAUGUCCCUUGCUGUGGGCAAGGGAGACCAGAGAAGAGGUUCGGAUGUAGGUGACCACCCCCUCCCUCGCACCCUGUCUGCAGCACUAACUUUUCACAUCAUGGGAAAAUGGACAGUGGCUGUAAAUUGCUCAUGUUGGAUUUGCUAUUGAAAUGAAAAAGGGUUUUUUGUUCUGUUUUAAAUGAAGUCCCAUAUGUUUUUAGUUAGUGCAGGAACCUCCCUCCUCACCAGCGCCUUCUACCAAGGCAAUAAAAGCCCCUUUCUCGUCCCCUCCCCCUCCCCUCCGGACAGCUCUGCAGAGAAGAGAUGGCAGGAUUUAAAAGCAAAACACAGCCCAGCAGCCCAAAUGCCACAGGCCUCAUGAUUUGCAUAAUCAAAUGCAGCAAUGACUGGCAUGGGGAAGGGAGGGGAACGAGGUGAAGCCGUCCCCGCUCAGGGUAGCAGCGACUCCGUAGUACUCCCGGCAGCGCGAGGAUCUGUCUUGGCAGCCCGGCUUAGAAGGCCUUGCAAGAGGACAAAAGCCAUGAGAUGCUACAAACUCUGCUCUUCAGACAGACUUGAAAAGAGCACAAGCGAGCAUCUGCUGGCAGCUAGGAGCGUGUGCCGUGGGGAUCCAGCUCCAGCAGCAGGCUUGAUGCUCCCCAACGCGGGGCUCGGCUCCUCCGCGCACGGGCGCCACGUCCCAGAACAGAGCCCAGCUCCCACCUGGCUUGUUACUUCUGACCUGGUAUUUAAAACCUUCCUCUCUCCCUGCUUCUGCUGCUCUCCAUCCAUGUUUCCAGUCUGUAAGCGUAACUGCACCUCUCUUCUGUCGUGUUGAUGCGGGAGGAGUGAGGGGACAUGGGCUCGGCCUCCGGAGCAGUGGGUGCUGAGGGGGUCUCUGCAGGGCUGGCUGUGAAGCAGGCAGCAGUUUGAUGUAGUGGGCAACUGCUCUGGCUUCCUAUGCCCUCCUUUGUAAACACCCUGUUCUCAGCAUUAGAUCCUUAAAACACAUCUUUAAAGCAUUACUGAUUAAGCUAGUUUAAGCUCUCUACUACUUUCCUUUGGCUGUAAAUGAGGGAAGAUGACUAAGAUGGGAUAGAACACUAACAGCUUCCUGACAGAGAUGUUUGACCAGGGAAGGGUCCAGGCCACGAAGAGCUAGAGGGUUCCUCUUCCCUCUUACCAAGCUGUGACAAUUCCCCAAGCCCAGCUCUUGUGGCUGCUGUGUAUUUCAGAUCACAUUUCAAAGCAGCACUUGGAAGGGACUGGACACAGUGGGGCACAGUCAAGUACAAAACCACUUUUCCCUGCUAAAUGCAAAUGGUGGCGAUAGCAUGGGAGCCGAGGACUGUUCUGAACGCAACGUCUGGCUCAGGCUGUUGUUGCCCUGUGUUACUCUCCAGAGCUGCUGAAUUGCAAAUGAGUGGCCUUUGGUUUAGUCAGAGCACUAGGGAUAUUGUUAAGGUUCUGUGUAUAUUUCAUAAAUAUUGAGCUAAAAGGUGCCUUAUAACAUUUACUGCUCUCCUCAGCAGCUUAACCCGCCUUGGCACAGCGUGAGAGGGGCUGAGGGCAGCAGCGGAGUCCAGGGUGUUGGGCUUCGCUGGGGGGAGCAGCUGAUGCGCGUGGCUGUUACCUAGCUGCUGACAGAGCAUGGAAACCCUCAGGGGCUGAAGGACAUGAUUUCUCUGUUAUGAAAAUGCAGAAGGUUGAAUGGAUGAACAGGUUUAAAAGUGAUUUUGGAGAGGAACUGGUGCAGGUGUUUGGCUAUUGGUGAUGAGACUGGGAGCAGGACGAUGGAUCAGGAUGCGGGGAGGUUUACCUCCCUUCUGGUACUCCGCUGUUAACACGAUGCCUCUUUUCUACUACACUUCAAAGACAAUUAGUUCCUUUCCUGUUGGUCACAAAAACCAUUUGCUUCCAAAUACGUAAUCUACUGAAGAAUCUCUACAUUUUCAUGGUACGCAUGUUACUUUCUGUGCCUGCAGAGCCAAACCUCAGACAGCGUUACCAUCUGCAAAGGGCACAAUGUUCCCCAUUACAUUAUGAAGUAACCGUCACAAGCCAUGAUGUAUGUCAGAAGGCAAAGAAGUGUUUGUAAAUACUACACUUCUCAUACAAAACUAGACCCGUGUAGUGGAGGGGGAAAAAAGUACAUGUGGUUUUGAACGCAGAUCAAAAGAAAUCAGGUGUGCGAGUAUGUACUGAUGAGGUUUUAAAAUCUUAGUCUCUGCUUAGUCCAUGGAAACUGCUCCUGGUUAAAGCACUUACAUUGCUGACAUCUUGUAGCGUGGUAGUAAUUAUUCAGUUCCUUUACAUUUAACUUGGAAAAAAGAAAUCAAUCAAGUGUAAGGCUGUUAGCUGCAUUGUAAAAACAUAAUGUACACUGUAAUGUCAGUAAUAAACUUGGUUUUGCCAUGUACAA
Rhea pennata is the source of this 3931-nucleotide messenger RNA. RefSeq names its product NHERF family PDZ scaffold protein 2 (gene NHERF2). The record is from RefSeq and is a predicted model, not a curated record. Lineage: Eukaryota; Metazoa; Chordata; Aves; Rheiformes; Rheidae. Gene Ontology annotation, cellular component: apical plasma membrane. Bases 51 to 1115 code for a protein of 354 amino acids. Gene Ontology annotation, molecular function: signaling receptor binding; protein-membrane adaptor activity. Gene Ontology annotation, biological process: protein localization to plasma membrane. The transcript is spliced from 7 exons.